CCGUGAGGCCCGCCGGCCAGCCAAUCAGCAGACGAGCGGCCGUCGGCGCGAGUGUGGGGGGCGGCCGGGGGUGGGGCUUGCGCGAGCGUCGGAACUGUGGGCGCUGCGAAGAGCGAGGCUGGGGUUGAAAAUUGGCAGUCCUGAGACUUUCAGACUGAAAAAGACUUCUCUCUCUCACUGACAGUCUCCAUCAUGAUUCAUAGCCUUUUCUUGAUCAACUCCUCUGGAGAUAUUUUCCUGGAAAAACAUUGGAAAAGUGUGGUCAGCCGUUCUGUCUGUGAUUACUUUUUUGAGGCACAAGAGAGAGCUACUGAGGCAGAAAAUGUACCUCCAGUUAUUCCGACUCCUCACCACUAUCUCUUAAGUGUUUACCGUCACAAGAUCUUUUUUGUGGCUGUGAUCCAGACAGAGGUCCCACCGCUGUUUGUCAUUGAAUUCCUUCACCGAGUAGUGGACACGUUUCAGGAUUAUUUUGGAGUCUGUUCAGAGCCAGUGAUCAAAGACAAUGUGGUUGUGGUUUAUGAGGUACUGGAAGAGAUGCUUGACAAUGGGUUUCCAUUGGCUACCGAGUCAAACAUCCUCAAAGAACUGAUAAAGCCUCCCACUAUCCUUCGAACGGUUGUCAACACCAUAACAGGAAGCACCAAUGUGGGUGACCAGCUUCCUACUGGGCAGCUGUCAGUGGUGCCCUGGCGACGGACUGGGGUGAAAUACACUAACAACGAGGCCUAUUUUGAUGUGAUCGAAGAGAUUGAUGCCAUCAUUGAUAAAUCAGGUUCCACAAUUACUGCUGAGAUCCAGGGGGUGAUUGAUGCCUGUGUCAAGCUGACUGGAAUGCCAGACCUUACGCUUUCCUUCAUGAAUCCCAGGUUGUUGGAUGAUGUCAGCUUCCAUCCUUGUGUCCGUUUCAAGCGCUGGGAAUCUGAGCGUAUCCUCUCCUUCAUUCCUCCUGAUGGAAACUUCCGCCUGCUCUCUUACCAUGUCAGUGCACAGAAUCUGGUGGCAAUUCCAGUGUAUGUCAAACAUAACAUCAGUUUCCGGGAUAGUAGUUCACUUGGACGCUUUGAAAUAACGGUGGGACCGAAGCAGACUAUGGGGAAGACCAUAGAGGGAGUGAUUGUCACCAGCCAGAUGCCCAAAGGGGUCCUGAAUAUGAGCCUCACUCCAUCUCAGGGGACACAUACAUUUGACCCAGUUACCAAGAUGCUGUCUUGGGAUGUAGGAAAGAUAAAUCCCCAAAAGCUACCAAGUUUGAAGGGGACCAUGAGUCUUCAGGCUGGAGCUUCCAAACCAGAUGAGAACCCCACAAUUAACCUGCAAUUUAAGAUCCAGCAGCUGGCCAUUUCUGGACUCAAGGUGAAUCGUCUGGAUAUGUAUGGGGAAAAGUACAAACCCUUUAAGGGCAUAAAAUACAUGACCAAAGCUGGAAAAUUCCAAGUUCGAACCUGAAGGGAGAGUUUUGCAAAAAGAACAUUCACGAAUGCUUUUUUGUUUCUUACUUGUCUAAAAGUAAAAAGUAAUCAGCCUGUCUCCUAGGUCAGUAUCCCCUUUUGGACCCACCCACUCCCUUUUUUCCUUAGCCUGCAGUGCCGUGGAGCUAAUCAAGGGAGAGAAGGGUUGCCAGGGAGAACCGGACCGAAGUCAAACACAAUCAGCACCAACUCAGUUCUGAGAGAAGAGCUGUGUGACAGAGGGUAGAGAUACCUAAUGCCAUAUUGAACUAUUUUGAACAUGGUUACCAUAGAAAAGGACUAGCAUUUGUUACUUGCUUGGCUUUACUUCUCUAAAGUCAAUGAAUGACUUCUGUUUGUUGUUUAAGGUGGAGAGAAAGAUAAGAAAGAAGGAAAGAAAGCUUGGAAUAAAAUGAAUGCUAGUCAAGGGAAGGCCAGCAAAGGGUCUGACCUUCGAGGGAGAAGAAAGGAAGUGGUAGUAAAGACGUGUGAGUACACGUCCACAGACGAGAGCUGGCGGGGGGGGGGGGGGGAGCAGUCAAGCCCCACCAGGAGGACGGUUGGAAAGAAUAGAAUUGAGUUGGUUUCUUUCUGAUCCCUCUACUUUGAUAUACAUAUAAAAAAAUGACUAGUACUUCUAGAAGUGAACUGGAAACUUCUUAAAUUCGGGUCCGCUAAUGACAUGGAAGACUCCAUUAGAAUCAGAUUUUCCUUUGAAGACUGCCACUAUCUGACCAGUUUUCAGAUACUAACGACUGUUAGCCUUUAGCACCUGGCCUGUCGUCUGCAGUGAGAAAGUGACCUGCCCUCUUCCUGGUGGGGGGUGCCUGAAAUGCCCCUUUCCCUAACCCAGAAGAAUUCUACUCAUGUCACAGAAUUCACCAGCCUUUUUCCUAUUCCACAAGGACAGUUUCAGAAAAGCCAAUCCCAUAAUCCCCAGGGCAGCCAGAUUCUGUGUGUCACAGUCUUGAAGUGUAGGUGGCCAACUCAUUCCUCAUGAAGUACAUCACAGCUGUAACCCAGUGGUGACUCCCUAUUUACUCUUGUCAGUGCUAGACUGGUGCUGGAGUCUAAGCCUUGCUGUCUGAAACUUUUCCAGCAGUAACCCUAAGUAAAAAAAGAAAGCUUACCGUCAAGGGGUAUGGUUCAUCCUGGAAGCUGCUCAGUAAAGUUGAUUUCCCUGGAGUCUUCUGUGCUGGACUGUAAUAGAUUGAUCAACAAUAUAUAUACCUACCUAUCCAUCUUUGUUUCAAGGCAAAAAGAAAUUCCCUAAACCUUUGAAUAAAACUGAUGUUGAAGGAAGAUGGGCCAUGCUGAUCAUGUGUAACCCAGUUUAAGGAACAUGGCAACUGAGGGAGUACCUCAGACUUUCCCAGUGGGUAAUUUUUGCUCUAGUUCGAUAUAUAUAUUAACCAUUUAAAUAUUUAUAUAAAAGACAGGUUUUUAAAUUCUUACUGCUAUAGCUUAAGGAGUGAUACUGUGCUCUGCUUCAUGCGUGGGGAAAAAUGAAGACCUAUACUCUUCAAACCAUAUAAUUUUUCUCUAAAGUCCUGUUUCUAAAUAUUUAAGUAAUUUUGUUUUGCUAGUUUUAUCUCCCUACUUCCUGGACUUGUUUUUGCUGCAGAGUAAUGUUGCUUUGUGGUUUUCCUCUGGGAUAAAUCAUGUUGUAUACAAACAGAUGUGUUCAUAGUCCAUCACUCCAGAAUUUUCCUGAACUACUAUGUCCUAUAUACACCCCUGGCAAGGUAGGGGAAACAUCUCUGCCUCUGUGAUCCCAGAAUACUUGGAAUUACUUCUCCUGAGGGCUCUGAAGGAUUUUAAGGUUUCCUAGGUCAUAGGAAACAACCAGUCUUGGUUCCUGGAUAUUUUUAGCUUUAUAAAUCCAGCUGCUAAAUUUCCUUGUGGACAGCUCACCCUAAUUUCAAGGGAAGAACUUGAGGAAAAGUAGAGUAUCUAGGGUAUGGGACCUGCGGGCCUUGGCAUAUGAAGUAACAUGUCACCUGUGUAGCAGACCUCUGGAGCCCAGUGGAGAACAUUACUGCUACCAUCCAGCAGUGUGUUAACAUUAACUAGUGCAGGGUGUUGUGAUCGAGCUGUUCAAUUCCAUAAUAUGUGUCUGACGUGGAAGUAUCUCCUAUGCUUAAGUCUUAAUAAAGUUCAGUUUUACCAGUC
Messenger RNA from Leopardus geoffroyi (Geoffroy's cat), 3623 nucleotides. It is a transcript of the gene AP3M2, whose product is annotated as adaptor related protein complex 3 subunit mu 2. The transcript is spliced from 9 exons. Gene Ontology annotation, biological process: endocytosis; intracellular protein transport. NCBI's taxonomy places the organism in Eukaryota, Metazoa, Chordata, Mammalia, Carnivora, Felidae. Gene Ontology annotation, cellular component: cytoplasmic vesicle; clathrin adaptor complex. Bases 193 to 1449 code for a protein of 418 amino acids. The record is from RefSeq and is a predicted model, not a curated record.